AAUCACAGCUCUACUUAUCUCCGGGGGCUGGGCUUCGAAGAACUCUCGCGACUUCUCGUAGUAUCUCGCAAGCGGCCAAGAUGGCGGCGCCCUGGAGAUCGGAAAUUAUAUUUUGACCAAAACAUGAGAAAAACUGAGCAAGGAAUACAUUUGGACCAGCAGUGAGCAGUGUGUAGCGUGAGGCCAGACAAUGAGAAUGUUGCGGUUGUUACGAGGAGUGGCGUACCUCCGUCAGGAGGUGAUGUCACAGGCCACAUGUGCACACAGGCAGUGCCACACAGGUGUCUGUAGAACUUACUGUUUCUGCCAGCCAGUUCUGGUGUCUGGGCUUACCUGUAUUACCAACAACAAGGUCCUGCAGACUGGACACACACCACCCCAGUACUUUGCUGUUCGUCACCUGUGUUCCUCUGACAGUGGGAAAACUGAAACACCUAAAGAGACAGGCAAAACUGCUGCCCCUGGAGGAGACAACAAGAAAGUAUCUUCAAGUAAAGACAAACUAGUCAAGACCAUUUACAGAGUAAAGCCCAAACCCAGGAAGAGAAUAGACUACAGUAAAGCCUAUACAGAUAACAACACCAUCACCGCAGUACGGGCCAUGAGCGAGUUUCUCCUCAAACCAAGUGAUCUGGAAGGUCUGAGGAAAACUGCUCGCCGCAGCCCGUACUCCGACCCCAACUCUCCUCCACUCAUGGUGUACCUACGGGCUGAUGUGGAACAAAAAGCCAUUGAGGUGUGGGGAAGCAUGGCCGCCCUGCAGAGAGAGAUGCAGAAAAGAGAAAAGAAUUCAGAUGCACAGAAACAGUACACGUUCAGAUAUAAGAAGGCGCUGAAGGAGUACAGAAAGUUUUUUGGAGAGGGCGGGGUGGAACCUCCCUUCAUCUUUGGCUCUGGCAAGCCUCAGGAUAGGUCAUACUUGGAGGAACCUGUCUACAGCUUGUUCAGUGGGUCUGGACGUGUGGUUAUGAUGGCCAUUGGCAUAAAUACGCUGAACUUUGUGUUCAAACUGGUGGCCUGGGUGUUUACUGGGUCUGCCAGCAUGUUCUCUGAGGCGAUCCACUCGCUAGCUGACACCAUCAACCAGUCCAUCUUGGCUUUUGGCAUCCAUCAAAGCAUCAGGAAACCCAACCCUGACCACCCGUACGGGUUCUCCAACAUGCGCUAUGUGUCGUCCCUUGUGUCUGGUGUGGGUAUCUUCUGUGUGGGAGCGGGCCUCUCCAUCUACCACGGCGUGCUGGGGCUGAUCGACCCACAACCCAUGGAGUCCUUCUUCUGGGCUUACUGCAUUCUUACUGGAUCACUGGUGUCAGAAGGAGCCACCUUACUUGCCGCUACUGCUCAUAUACGUAAGAGUGCCAGGGCCCAGGGUAUGCAGUUCAUGGAAUAUGUGUGGCGCAGCCGUGACCCGAGUGUGAACGUGGUGCUGUUGGAGGAUGCUGCUGCAGUGUUGGGUGUGGCUAUAGCAGCCACGUGUAUGGGGCUCACCUCACUAACAGGUAACCCCAUCUACGACGCGGUGGGGUCCAUCACCAUAGGGGGGCUGCUGGCCAUGGUGUCGGCUUUCCUCAUCUACACCAAUGCUGAGGCUCUGAUUGGUCGAUCCAUCCCACCUGACCAGCUGGACAGGAUCAUGCACAGUCUGGAGGAUGAUGUCAUGGUCAGAGCCAUCCAUGACAUCAAGGCUACAGAGAUGGGGCUGAACAUUGUCAGGUUUAAGGCGGAGGUAGAUUUUGAUGGCCGGGAGGUGACCAGGUCGUACCUGGACAAAGUUGACCUGGAGGCCUUACUACAGGAGGUACAGCAGUACCAGACCAUAGAAGACAUGGAGGGUUUCAUGUUAAGACAUGGAGAGAACAUCAUAGACAUCUUAGGAGCAGAGGUGGACAGACUAGAGACACAACUAAAGAAAAAGAAUCCAGAAGUCAAACACGUGGACUUAGAGAUCUUGUGAGGAUACCUCAAAUCAAGAGUUAGAUGCUUGUAGAGAUUAUCUUUUUCCCA
Messenger RNA from Branchiostoma floridae (Florida lancelet), 2004 nucleotides. Its product is annotated as zinc transporter 9-like. The transcript has 20 exons. Gene Ontology annotation, cellular component: membrane; nucleus. Bases 191 to 1954 code for a protein of 587 amino acids. Gene Ontology annotation, molecular function: monoatomic cation transmembrane transporter activity. The record is from RefSeq and is a predicted model, not a curated record. Lineage: Eukaryota; Metazoa; Chordata; Leptocardii; Amphioxiformes; Branchiostomatidae. Gene Ontology annotation, biological process: zinc ion transport; transmembrane transport; positive regulation of transcription by RNA polymerase II.